Molecule: messenger RNA, 1590 nt
Organism: Candidozyma duobushaemuli
Lineage: Eukaryota; Fungi; Ascomycota; Pichiomycetes; Serinales; Metschnikowiaceae
Exons: 1
Coding region: 1-1590 (529 amino acids)
Source: RefSeq, a predicted model, not a curated record
AUGCCCGCCGUUUCUACCGCCAGCACUAUCACCAAAGCAUCUAAGAAGAAGAGCUUCCCUAAGAAGACGUCCACUGACAGAGGCAGCCUCAAGGAAAGUGACGCCCACAUUAGGGAAAAAAAGUUGAAGGACAAGAAGAGAAAGCGUUCUCAGAGAAAGCGUUCUACCAAGGAAAACCCCAAGGGUGACGAAGUUGUCAAGGAGAAGUCUUCUAACGAAGGUGCCUCUUUGAAGCCUACCAACUCCACCCCAGCUCAGCAGGUUUCCAAGCCUGUUGAGCCCACCAAGGAAAAGAAGACGUCCAAGCAGAAGUUCCUCUCCAACGAGGGCGACUCCUACUACAUUUCCGACUUCUUCAGUUUCCAGCUCAUUCUUGAGGGGUUUGUACCCCUCAACCCAGGUCAGACCUCUUACCUUGAGCUGUAUUUGACCCAAAAAAGUGAACCAUGUCCAGAGGUGAAGGAAUCUCCUGAGCCCGAGGUCAGCAACCCAAUUCAGGUAACUUUGCCUGAAGCUACCACCCCAGCGAUUUCCCCUAAGCUGGUCACUAACCACGCCCAGGUGGCAACACUUUUGCCCUUGGACUUCCCCGUUUUCAAGACUUGGUCGUCUUUGUCUCAGACUGAACAGACCUACUACCCAGGCGACUUUCACCACUUCAGAAAGUGCCUCAAGGAGGAGGAAACCACUUUCCUUCCCAAGGAUUUCUACUUCUGGCAGGACGCCUCGUCCGAGAAGCCUAGAGAGUCCUUCGCUAUCACGGACUUUUUUGAAUUCCGACUCAUCAUUGACGAACUCGUGCCUCUCAAUCAAACAAAGAAGAGGAAGACCCCAAACACAAAGAAGGUCUUCCUAGUGGAUGACGGGAAGCUUUUCGUCACUGACUUUUUCAGCUUCCAAACCAUUGCUGAGAGUCUCGAAUCACUUGAUGGUGAUUUGUCUGACUUCGAAUUCUGCUUGCGAGCAGAGCAGUUUGACUUGUACUCUGAGGAGCCUGUGAAGACUCAGGAGGUCUACUUCCCCGACGACUUCUGCAAAUUCUUCCAGCUCUGGACUUCCAGUCCCAAGUACAACGAGGUGUUUCUUCCAAACGACUUUUACUUUUGGAAGGGUGCCACAAACGACGAAGACACUCCUUCAUUUUUGCCAAGUGACUUCUUCCACUGGCAGAAUGUCUUGAGCCAAAAGAGCAACGAGUCCUUCCUUCCCCAAGAAUUCUGCUCGUUUCAAAGCAUCAUCGAUUCAGUCGAGCCUGUGCUUCCUGAAGUACACCUUUUGGCUCCUGACGAUGGUAUGAAUUGUGAAGAGGUGAGCUCCAUUCUUCCCCUGGAGUCCAGCUCAUCCUCAGAGUCACUUCCCUGCAAGAAGGCCAGAAGGAACUCAAAGGUCUUUGUGGUAAAGCAUCACAGCAAGAAGAGGAAGGUUCCCUACGUCGGAAUUAUUUCCAAGGAACCAAAUCCUCCACUUCCCCCUGCUGAUGUGAUGUAUGACCUGGAUAGCUCAGAGCAGUCUUCAUUGUUUGACUGGUCUCGAUUUGACCCUAGUAUGAGUGAUUCAGACGUUGAUGCUUAUCUAGGGGAGCUCGACUGA